Molecule: messenger RNA, 1217 nt
Organism: Phlebotomus argentipes
Lineage: Eukaryota; Metazoa; Arthropoda; Insecta; Diptera; Psychodidae
Gene: Kr-h2
Product: Krueppel homolog 2
Exons: 4
Coding region: 127-906 (259 amino acids)
Biological process (GO): membrane organization; endoplasmic reticulum tubular network organization
Cellular component (GO): endoplasmic reticulum; membrane
Source: RefSeq, a predicted model, not a curated record
UUUCCUAGACAACAAGAGUCGCCUAAUAGUGUGAUAAACCCCGUUGUGAUCCCGCGAGCAGUGCAGUGACGUAAAUAUCAGGCAUUAAGCCCGCUCAGGAAGUGCAGAGAUUGUGACAGAAGAAAGAUGCCAGCAGCGAACGCGGAGCAGGAGCAGCAGCAGCAGCAGCCGCCCCAGCGCGGCACGGAAGCCCUCCUGGCGCAUGUGAACCAGCACAAGAUCGACGUGGCCCUCUGGGCAACAAGGGUGCUCACCAUUGUCUUCGCCUUCUGCUACCUGCUCCCCAUUUUUGGAAAUGCCCAGAGCGCGUACUACAAAGUGCUGAUGGCAAAUGCCGCCACUUCGGCUCUCCGGCUGCAUCAGAGGCUUCCGCGAGUCAGCUUCACGCGUGAAUUCGUAUCGCUGCUGCUGAUGGAGGAUUCGUGCCACUAUCUCUUCUACUCGCUCAUCUUCUUGUACGUCAGCCCAGUUCUCAUCAUCCUGCUGCCUGUCGUCCUGUUUGCAGUAUUACAUUCCGCCAGCUAUUCUCUCACGCUGCUCGAUACUCUCGGCCAGAACUCCUGGUGGGGCGCGAGAUUGCUGAUCUCAAUAGUUGAAUUUCAGACGCGCAACAUCCUCCGAUUAGCCGCCUUCACUGAAGUAUUCCUCAUGCCAUUCACCAUUGUUCUCAUUCUUUUAGGCAAAGGUGGUCUCAUGACGCCACUCAUUUACUAUCAGUUCCUCACGCUGCGCUACUCAUCGCGUCGCAAUCCGUACACGCGGAAUAUCUUCUACGAGUGUCGCCUGGCGGCCGAGAUGGUGGCCAACAAUCCCUCAGUGCCGGCUUUUAUCAGCAAGAUCCUCCGCGCCGGCAUCAGUUUUGUUUCUCGUCUCGCGCCACCUCUACCGCAGGCGCAGCAGCAAUAAUCGGCAGCGCGCACUAUUAGUUAGGUUUUCAUCCAAGUUGUUGGUUUUUUACUUCUCGUGUUCUUAAUAAUUGCAUCAUAACGUUUUUUUGCUACUGGUUAUGGCAUGACCCAUUGAAAUUCUACAUUGAGUUUAUAUUCAUUAUUUUUCUCCUACUUCACAUGGACUCCUUUCAUCCUAUAUAAUAAUGGUUUAUUUUCGCGGAAAGCGCGAAUCUGAAAAAACGACAUUUUAAUAGGACAAGUUUGUAAUUUUUCUGUACAAAAGUCACACAAAAUAAAGUGGGAAGAUUAAACAGUGUGUUUUCGUGG